AUGUCUCACGACGAACACCACGAUCCUCAACGAGGCGCACCGCACCCGCCAGAAGAAGAAUAUGGGCCGUAUCCCACAUCGACAUAUCCCAACUACAGCAGCUCGCGAGCCUACCCAGCCCCGGUCCGCGCCGCGGCCGUAGCCACCGUGGAGCAAGCCGCCGCUGCCAUGCCCGACACCACCAUCACCCUCUUCGAAAGAUGGGCUGCCGGCGCCUCCGACUCUCAAUUCAACGCACUCGCCGGCGCCGUCGGAGGCUUCACCUCGGGCGUCGUCACCUGCCCGCUUGAUGUCAUCAAGACUAAGCUGCAGGCCCAGGGCGGCUUCAACCCUAUCGCAAAAGGCAGACACGUCGGACACCCAAAGCUGUACAAUGGCCUGCUUGGCACCGCCGGCGUCAUUUGGAGGGAAGAGGGCAUCCGCGGCAUGUACAGGGGGCUCGGCCCGAUAGUGUUGGGCUAUCUGCCCACCUGGGCUGUUUGGUUUACCGUCUACAACAAGAGCAAGGAUUGGAUGAAGCAGCGCCAUGACAACGCGGUGUUUAUCAACUUUUGGUCAUCCAUCAUAGCCGGUGCCAGCAGUACCAUUGUUACGAAUCCGAUAUGGGUUAUCAAGACCCGCCUGAUGUCGCAAAGCGUCGCACACGACCCUGGCAAGCACUACUCGCAGUUUCCGAAGUCGUCUAAUACACCAACUUCGAGACCGACGUUGCACAGCAACUGGCAUUAUUCGUCGACGGUGGACGCCGCGCGCAAGAUGUACACGUCGGAAGGCAUCCUCUCCUUCUACUCCGGUCUGACGCCGGCCCUGCUGGGACUUACUCACGUAGCUGUCCAGUUCCCCGCGUACGAGUACCUGAAGACCAAGUUCACCGGUCAGGGAAUGGGAGAGCCUGCGCACGGCGAUGCGCAGGAGUCGCAGUGGAUGGGCAUUCUCUGUGCUUCGAUCUUAUCGAAGAUCAUGGCGAGCAGCGCGACGUACCCGCACGAAGUCAUCCGGACGAGGUUGCAGACGCAAAGGAGGCCAGUAGCCGGAGCGGAAUACCUCCUGGGUCUUGGCAUCAAGGUGCCAGAGUCGAUGCUGGGCGACGAAGCCAAGAAGCAACAGCCGAUAUCACCAAAGUAUCGCGGCGUGGCUAGCACCUUCCGGACGAUCCUCAAAGAGGAGGGAUGGAGGGCAUUUUACGCUGGCAUGGGCACUAACAUGAUGCGAGCGGUGCCGGCCGCGACGGUGACGAUGUUGACGUACGAGUUUGUCAUGAAGCAGCUGAACCAAGCAAGGGACGAGGGCAAGAGAAAGAAGGGAAGGGAACUCGAACCAUGA
Messenger RNA from Colletotrichum siamense, 1323 nucleotides. It is a transcript of the gene YIA6, whose product is annotated as Mitochondrial nicotinamide adenine dinucleotide transporter 1. The coding region runs from base 1 to 1323 and encodes 440 amino acids. Gene Ontology annotation, molecular function: pyrimidine nucleotide transmembrane transporter activity. Gene Ontology annotation, cellular component: mitochondrion. The record is from RefSeq and is a predicted model, not a curated record. Lineage: Eukaryota; Fungi; Ascomycota; Sordariomycetes; Glomerellales; Glomerellaceae. Gene Ontology annotation, biological process: pyrimidine nucleotide import into mitochondrion. The transcript has 2 exons.